AUGACCCAUGGGCGCAGCUUCUUUCACAUUGUAGCAAGUCUAAUCAUCUUACAUUUGUCUGGGGCAACCAAAAAAGGAACAGAAAAACAAGCUACUUCCGAAGGACAGAAACCAGUUCAGUGUGGAACUUGGACAAAAUAUGCAGAAGGAGGCAUCUUCACUUCUCCCAAUUACCCCAACAAGUAUCCUCCUGACAGGGAGUGCAUCUACAUUAUAGAAGCUGCCCCUAGACAAUGCAUUGAACUACGCUUUGAUGAAAAAUAUUCCAUAGAGCCUUCUUGGGAGUGCAAAUUUGACCAUAUUGAAGUACGAGAUGGACCUUUUGGAUUUUCCCCAAUCAUUGGACGUUUCUGUGGACAGCAAAAUCCACCUAUGAUAAAAUCCAGUGGCAGAUUCCUAUGGAUUAAAUUUUUUGCUGAUGGUGAGCUGGAAUCUAUCGGGUUUUCUGCUCGGUAUAACUUUACGCCUGAUCCAGAUUUUAAGGACCUUGGUGUUUUGAAACCAUUGCCAGUUUGUGAGUUUGAGAUGGGAGGACCUGAAGGAAUUGUGGAAUCUGUGCAAAUUGUCAAAGAAGGAAAAGCUUCUGAAACUGAAGCAGUGGACUGUAAAUGGUUCAUCAGAGCACCACCCCGAUCCAAGAUCUAUUUGCGAUUCUUGGACUAUGAAAUGCAGAAUUCCAAUGAAUGCAAAAGGAAUUUUGUAGCUGUCUAUGAUGGAAGCAGCUCCGUGGAGGAUUUGAAAGCAAAGUUUUGCAGCACUGUUGCUAAUGAUGUAAUGCUGCGGACAGGUCUCGGUGUAAUCCGCAUGUGGGCAGAUGAAGGCAGUCGAAGCAGCCGAUUCCAGAUGCUCUUCACAUCCUUCCAAGAACCCCCUUGCGAAGCCAACACAUUCUUUUGCCACAGUAAUAUGUGUAUUAAUAAUACAUUGGUCUGCAACGGACUCCAGAAUUGUGUGUAUCCUUGGGAUGAAAACCACUGCAAAGAAAAAAGAAAAGCUAACCUGUUGGACCAACUUACAAAUACCAGUGGAACUAUAAUUGGAGUGACUUCUUGCAUUGUGAUCAUCCUCAUUGUUAUCUCUGUUAUAGUACAGAUCAAGCAGCCUCGUAAAAAAUUUGUUCAAAGGAAAACAGACUUUGAUCAAACAGUGUUUCAAGAGGUAUUUGAGCCUCCUCAUUAUGAGUUAUGCACCCUCAGAGGGACAGGGCCUACAGCUGACCUUGCUGAUGUUGCAGAUGACUUUGAAAAUUAUCAUAAACUGCGGAGAUCCUCUUCAAAAUGCAUUCAUGACCAUCACUGUGGAUCACAAGUGUCUAGCAUUAAAGGCAGCCGUAGUAACCUCAGCACAAGAGAUGCUUCUGUCUUGACAGAAAUACAACCCCAGCCUGUAAAACCACUCAUUCAGCCCAUGAACAGAAGAAAUAUCCUUGUCAUGAAGCAUAGCUACUCACAAGAUGCUGCAGAUGCGUGCGAGAUAGACGAAAUUGAAGAGGUACCAACCACAAGUCACAGGCUGUCCAGACAUGAUAAAGCUGUUCAGCGGUUCUGCCUCAUUGGGUCUCUAAGCAAACAUGAGUCUGAGUACAACACAACUAGGGUCUAAGAGACAAUACUGAGACUGCUUGAGAAUAGCGCGCUCCUGGGUGAUUUUGAACAUGCUACAAUGAAAUGUGAAACUAUCGUCCUCGGAAACACCAGCUAGAGGUUUUAUGGACUCUCUGACCAGCUAUUCUCAUAUCAUGACAAAAUUCAGCAGUGUUGAGUAAAAUUAUUAGAAGGCAAUAAGACUUUGGUUAUUAUGCUUAUCGGUCAUUUCUCUUUUUCUUUUUCUCUCUUCUUUUUGUUGCAAGUUAAAUUCCCAGUUUCAGGAACAAUUUAUUGAAAUCAGGUAUUUAGCCAUUCAUAAUCUCCUCAAUAGAAAUGUUUGUUGGAUAAGCAUCUAGCAAUAUGACUGAAUUUGACAUUGAGAAAAUAAUCUGCAUGUAUGUUUACUGAAUAUUUGAGUUGGCAAAAACAACCCUUUAUUAGAUACAUUGUAAAAAGCAUGCAUUCACAAUUAUUGCUGUUACUGUUCCAUUUCUGUGUCAUAUGCUUGCUACUUGUAACUUUUUAUAUAAAAAUACAUAAAACAAUGUAUAAUAAUUUCCUACCU
This is a messenger RNA of Melopsittacus undulatus (budgerigar), 2151 nucleotides long. It is a transcript of the gene NETO1, whose product is annotated as neuropilin and tolloid like 1. The transcript is spliced from 11 exons. Gene Ontology annotation, biological process: positive regulation of excitatory postsynaptic potential. Gene Ontology annotation, molecular function: ionotropic glutamate receptor binding. Bases 1 to 1602 code for a protein of 533 amino acids. Lineage: Eukaryota; Metazoa; Chordata; Aves; Psittaciformes; Psittaculidae. The record is from RefSeq and is a predicted model, not a curated record. Gene Ontology annotation, cellular component: postsynaptic density.